GACUUCCAAGCAGCCACUGAACUGAAAGCAACUAGAAUGUCCCAAUCUGUAAUCAAAAGCCUUGGGGCUCUUCAUAACGAGUUUCCUGUCGAAUUCAAGAACCUUGAAGGGGAAAAAGAAGCAAUCGAUAAAUAUAUAAAAGACUCUCAAGAAAGAACUGAUAAUUUGAUUAAAUCAAUGUCAGAGAAAGAUCGGACGAUUUACAGUAAUUACUGUAAGAAGUAUGGACUAGAUGGCAAUUAA
Messenger RNA from Caenorhabditis elegans, 243 nucleotides. The record is from the annotation of a RefSeq genome assembly. NCBI's taxonomy places the organism in Eukaryota, Metazoa, Nematoda, Chromadorea, Rhabditida, Rhabditidae.